Sorghum bicolor (sorghum) is the source of this 2368-nucleotide messenger RNA. RefSeq lists its product as uncharacterized. Bases 71 to 1903 code for a protein of 610 amino acids. The transcript is spliced from 11 exons. The record is from RefSeq and is a predicted model, not a curated record. NCBI's taxonomy places the organism in Eukaryota, Viridiplantae, Streptophyta, Magnoliopsida, Poales, Poaceae.
UCCGGAUUUCGCCAUCCGCGGUUAGGAACCCUACAUCGGAUCGGAGUUGUUGUAGUCGGAGAGCGAGAGGAUGGAGGGAGGCGGCGCAACUUCGGGCCGGAUUGCGAUCAUGAACGGCCGGAGCACCCCCUCAGCGGGGCGCUGCGACGGCCCCGGGCUCGUGGAGAAGAAGAUGGAGCGCAAGCGCAUGCUAGAUAUCAGGGACAGGGAGUGUGUUGAGAGUCAAAUCGAAACGAUGGAGAUGAAAGAGGAGGAGGAUGGUAUAAAGAGGAUGCCGCCGUCAGCCGUUGUCAAGUACCAUGAUCUCUUGGAAAAAACAUGGGGAUGGGACAGGCUGCUACCAUGGGAGGGCAUGUCGUGGUCUGACUAUAGCAAGUAUCUUGAAGAGUAUUACCGUCGCAAUGCUGAAGAGUAUUACCAUCGCAAUGGUGGUCAGCUCGUUCCUGGUGCUGCAGCUGCUACGGGUAGCAGAAUAGCCGCUCUUGCUGAUAUUUGUCUCAAGAAGGAGGAGCAACUCGCGUCUGAGUGGAAAAUCCGGAUGAAAUCUAAAGUGGAUAUGAUGUUACCGAGCAAAACGAUCAUUCUGAGUUGCCUGAUCCAUGAGCGUGCACAUUCAGUCACCUUCAAAGCUGGGGGCAAUUUUUCUGAUGUUUUCUCUGCCGCUUUGUUGUGUAUUUCCAAGGAGGCUGACCUGACGCGUGAGUUGCUGAGGCGUGGUGCUAGUCCCAGUGAUGACUACUUAAUCUACCAGAGCAGCGAGAUACGCAUGUGUUCGUUGAGCCUUAUGAACUGCACUUCAUGCCUUUCUGUCGCUGCCUCCGCUGCCAUGUUGGGUGCCGCAAAGGAGGCUGAAAGAAUGCUUCAGUGGAUGAGUGAAAAUAACAUGCUUCUUGACAUCGAGGACGAUGACAUACCUUUGGACCUUAACCACACGCGCCUAAUACGGAUCCGAACCUUGUAUGCUAUGAUUGACAUAAUGUUAAAGUCUUCUUUUGCUGCUUCUGGGAACAAGAUUGAUAAGGAAGAAUCUGCUAGUAUUAAUGGCCAUGGCGGUGAUGGGAAUGGCAUUGCUGCUGCUGAAGCAGCAAAUAUCACAGGGGGUGGCAUUCCAGACGUAUUAAAUCCUCAAGUUCAGAAAAAGAUGAAAGAUUCUAAAAAGAAAAAAGAAGAUUUUGCGGAGAAACUAUGGGGGUGGGAAAGGCUGGUUCCAUUCUCCGGUUCCACUGAGUGGUCUGACUAUUGCAACUACCUUGAGGAGUAUUACCGCCGCAAUGCUUUGAAGUUUGUUGCAGAAGCUGCUCCCAGCCAGAAUCCUGAUUGGCUUUUGGAUCCUGCUGCCAGCCAGAAUCCUGAUUGGCUGUUGGGUCCUGCUGCCCGAUAUGUUAUUGCUGAUGUUGUCAAAUCUUGUCUCGAGAUGGAGGAGGAACUUAUGUCCGAGUGGAAGACUCAUGUGAAACAUUGGCCGGACAAGCUCUUACCAGUCAACAAUUUCAUUCAAAGUAGCAUUAUCAAGGACUGUGCACUCUCACUCUGCAGUACAGGGGACAAAUUUUCUGUUCCUUCCAUCAUUGCUUUUGUGUGUAUCACAAAGGAGGCUGACCUGAUGCGUGAGCUGCUGAAGCGUGGCGCUAAGCCUACUGAUGACAUGAUCCAGCAGAGCAGUGUGAUUCGUAUGUGCGCCUUAGGCCUUGUGAACCUCAAAACUGCUUCUGCUGCUGCAAUGCUGGGUAUUGCAAAGGAGGCCAAAAUGAUGUGUGAUUGGAUGAAGAGAGAGAACAGGCUUGUUGCGUUCAGCAUGUCUGCUCCUAGUGACCUUGAGGUCCGCUUGAUCCGGAUCAGGACUUUGGAUUUUAUGAUCAGCAUAUUGCAAGAUUCUUCAUUUCCUUCCUCCAAGAUGCUUUGAUGAUGCAAUGGCACAUGUCUAGAAGAAAGGAAAUGAGGACUGGGAUCCCUGGAUUUGAAGCUUCCUUUACCUUUAAUACACUAGCCUAACUAUAUGUCGUGCAUAGUACACAAGCUUUUCUUAGCCUUUUAGAGAGACUGCCGCUAAGAGGCUUAGCACGCUAUUUAAAACACUGAUCUGGAGAGACCGAGGGAGAGAGAGGACGAGCCUUUUUUUGGCGACAAGAAGAGACCGAUGGGAGAGACGGAGAGAGAGAGAGGGACGGAAGAAUCUGGAAGGAGAAGCUAGAGUUGUAUUAUAUAUUUAUUGAGUUUUGUUGUGGUACACUCAAAUAACUGUGUGCCGUUCAUUUGAUUAGAUCGGAGGGCUAGAAUUAUCUAUUACUUCUGCGUUGUACUGUGUAAUCUCAAAAAAAAAAGAUGAAAUAAGUAAAGUUUUAGAUAUAGAGAUCUUUUUUAGAUCUAA